This is a messenger RNA of Bactrocera latifrons, 1635 nucleotides long. RefSeq names its product lachesin (gene dpr10). NCBI's taxonomy places the organism in Eukaryota, Metazoa, Arthropoda, Insecta, Diptera, Tephritidae. Gene Ontology annotation, cellular component: neuron projection membrane. Gene Ontology annotation, biological process: synapse organization. The transcript has 6 exons. The record is from RefSeq and is a predicted model, not a curated record. The coding region runs from base 16 to 1410 and encodes 464 amino acids.
AUUUCAGGCCUGACAAUGUGCUACCAGCGAUUGUCAGUUAAUAACAACAAUCACAAUAAUUUGGAUGCAAAACCAACACACAUGCCGCCGUUGCACUAUCCGCAUGGCCACAGAUGGAACGAACCAUUUUUUGAUCUGACGAUGCCGAAGAACAUAACAUCGCUGGUGGGCAAAUCAGCAUAUUUGGGAUGUCGUGUCAAACAUUUGGGGAACAAGACUGUUGCCUGGAUACGCCACCGCGACCUGCACAUCCUCACCGUGGGCACCUACACAUACACAACAGAUCAGCGGUUUCAAACUUCCUACCACCGUGAUAUCGACGAAUGGACUCUGCAAAUAAAAUGGGCACAGCAGCGGGAUGCCGGCGUCUACGAGUGCCAAAUAUCGACCCAACCGGUGCGCAGCUUUUCAGUUAACUUAAACAUUGUGGACACCAUCGACGAUGAGACGAGCAGCCUGCUGCAGCAGUACUAUAGCGACGAUGCGUUUUACAUAAGUUCCGAUCGUAUUUACCAGUCCAGCGACGACGAGUUUGCGGGCAUGUUCGGGCACAUACAAACAGUGGCCGUGCCAACAGCAAGCAUACUGGGUGGUCCCGACCUGUACGUGGAUAAAGGGAGCACUAUCAACCUGACUUGUGUAAUAAAGUUCAGCCCCGAGCCACCGACGCACAUCUUCUGGUAUCAUCAAGACAAGGUGCUAUCAGAAGAAACGUCUGGAGGUCGCAUAAAAUUCAAAACGAUCAAAUCUGAAGAAACGAAAUCCAUUCUACUAAUUAGUGAUGCUGAUCUACUAGAUUCGGGCAAAUAUUCUUGCUACCCAUCGAACACCGAGAUAGCGAGCUUGCGGGUCCACGUGUUACAGGGUGAGCGACCAGAGGCGAUGCAAACCAACUCGGCACCCACAGCUCGACACAGCGCCGCCGCCCAGCCGAACAAGCUAAUCAGCGCUUUAGUCGGCGCUUUCGUUCUACUGCAAAUAUACACAUUUCUCUGCAAGAAUGCCGGCCAUAUAACCGAACACAACAACAACGAUCAAAGCAAACAACGUACGCGUGUAGCAGCGCUGAACCCACGCCGUGGCCCCAACCCCAGCCGCACUUCCAGUCGUGCGCAUAGCAGCGCUCAGCAUUUGCCACUCCAGCAACAGCAAAGGCCACAGCCACGACAUCGACAACAGCAACCACAACAACGAGAAUAUCAGCAUUCAGAAAUUGGCAGCAGUAUUCUCGUACUGCUUGCGUUGGCGUUGUUGCGUUGCAACAAUGUGACAACCGUUGACAGCAUAGCGGCGCCUUCCACCGAACAGCUGACGCAGCGCCACCGACAACCAGACCAAAUGCAACGUCAAAGCGCGGCGCAAGCAGUGAACUUUGACGCCCUUGCGAAAACGUCAUCAACUGCGCGGUGAUGAACUAAUCGACAGGGGGGCCAAGGCCCCGCACACCACAAACACUAGAGCGGGUGAGUAGCAUGCAGUCGGCUGGUGGAAGGCACCAGCGGAAGGCGUUAACCUCAGCCGUUCAUAUGGAUGUGUGGUGGCGCGACGGCAAUGGUGACUGGGCGCAUGCGACCACAAGUACUCUAAACAGUUCAAGUACUGAAAUUUAUAAAACUUUGGUCGGCUAAUUACGAA